Messenger RNA from Symbiodinium sp. CCMP2592, 2487 nucleotides. NCBI's taxonomy places the organism in Eukaryota, Dinophyceae, Suessiales, Symbiodiniaceae. The record is from the annotation of a GenBank genome assembly.
AUGGAGCUAACCGGAGCCAUGGUGGAGGAAGGCUUCGCUGCUUUGGACCCGGACAGCGUUGGACAGAUGAUGUGGCACAUUGGGAAAGCAGUGAUCACAGCCGCGGUGAUACUCAUGAUGAUGUUGGGCCUUGCUGUGUUCAAGCGUCCCAAGUCUGUACGACUUGGCAAAGCAGGCUCCGGGGUGUCCUUGCACGUGUGGGUGACCCUUCUGUUACCCAACGCGGUGAUGCAUGCGUGUGGAGGUCUGCUGAUCGUCGCCGCUCCACAGUACAUCGUGUCUGCUGGCAUGGGUGGUGCAGGCAGUGCUGGUCUGGUCGCUGGCAGCUUCGGCUUGGGUCUGGUAGUGGCGAACCUGGUUGCCUUCAAGCUUGGGAGCGUGCUCCAUCCCUGGCUGAUGUGCAUCGUGGCAGCCGCGACGGGCUUGAUGGGCGUAGGCGGCCUAGUUCUUGGUGGGGUGCUCACUGCUCCCCCCCCGCUGCGCCUCUACGGCCUGGCGGGGGCCGCAGGCCUCGUGGGCUUUGCUCAGUCCUUGCACGUGGUCGCAAGAACCUUCUACCAGGCAGAAGAGGUGGGAGAUGGGCAGGCCUUCGUGUCGGGCUGGGUCAGUGCCUCCAACAUUGUCGGCAUCGCGGCGGCUGCCUUCGUGACCUCCUUUGUGGACUGCACGGUCUACACCAACCUCGGCUUCUUGUGCGGCGGGGGUUUCUUGCUCUACGCCGGCCUGAUCCUCCUCCUAACCUGCCGCAGGGCUCUGCAGGGCCGGGAAAUGCAGAAGCUGGAGUCCGAGUCCGAGGCCUCGACACCGCCCCCUGGCCUCUGCAUGGAGGAGAAGGACCUCGAGGCUGGGAUCUGCGGCCAAGCCGCCCCUCAAGGCCCUUUGCAAGUGUCGCCAUCGCCAGCAGUGCCAACCUUACCGACGGCACCAGCCUCAAGCCAAAAUUCAUCGAGGCUGUCCUGGAUCUCUUGGCAGUUCGCAAAGGUUUGCUUCCUCAUCUUCACGAUGGCCAUCGCCAGGGAGGCCCAGAAGUUCUUGAUUCCCUUGAUUGGCGCCGAGAAUGAGAUCUCCACGAGCUUCGUAGGCAACGUGGCCUUUAUGUCGCAGAUGGAAUCUCUGGUCGCUGCUCCCUUGGGUGGUUUGUUGAUGGAAUGUCUUGGUAUCCUUCCGCUGGUCUUGGUCUCCGUGCUGCUGUCCGCUGUCGGAAUUCAGGUUCUGUGCAUGCCGGGGAUGGGCUUCUAUGUGCAGGGGGCCAGUCUCCUGGGCCUCGCCUGCGGCCUGAGCGCCGGUGCGGCCAUCGCCCUUUCCAUCCUGCAUGCACCCAAAGAGCGCAGCAAGAGUUUCAUGAACGGCUGCCGCUUCUUCAACUCCUCUGCGGAUGUGGUGAUUCCCCUCCUCGUGGGUUCCCUCGCCAGCUCGUCUGGAGUCUUGGUGGCCGGAAGCACCUUGACGCUGUCCAUGCUUGCGUCCGUUUGCAUUGCCCUCUUCUCCUUUGAGCUGCAACUAAUCUUGCCAGAUUCCAGCAGCCAGGACGUGCGGGUGCCCUCCCUGGACUUCGUGAUCCCGCUGAAAGCCAUGGGGCCCUUCACACGGACUGUCCUCGAGGGCAUCUUCACACACUAUGCGCCCAGGCAAAUCUACAUUGUCUGUCGGCAAGAGGCAAGGAAUUCUGUCGCGCAGGCCAUGGUGGAGUGGAGCCUCCCACGUGGCAAGGUUUCCUUCGUUGACGAAGAAUCCUACUUUCAGAAGACCCUUAACUUCAGCAGAGAGGAUCUGAAGAAAGCUUGGAAGGGAACUAAGAGCCCGCGCGACUUCGGCUGGUGGUGGCAGCAGCUCUUAAAGCUGGGAGCAGGGCAAUGCAUUGAGGGGAUAUCUGAGAACUUCUGUGUGUGGGAUGCGGAUCUGAUUGUGCUCGAGCCUUGGCCGCUGACAAAUCCCAGCAGCACGCAGUCUGCCACGCAGUGCUACGUCGCGCCACUGCAGGAGAAGUACCUUUCUGACAGGCAUCAGGAAGCCUACGAUUCGAGCACCCGACACAUCCUCAAGAUGGAGCCCACUCAGCCGCGCAAGGGAGGAACCUGGAUUGCACACCACAUGGUUUUCAACAAAGGUGUUCUGCGCCAGAUGCUGGACCUGAUUGAGACCAACCUCGUCGAUACGGAAGGUGCAGCAGGAGAGCCUGCAGAGCCUUGGCCUUUGAAGAUCCUGAAAAUUGCCGAGAGCUUCGAGCGUGUCUCCGAGUAUGUCCUUUACGGGACCUUUGCCAGCCAGGGCAGCCACUUGAGAGCGCACCCGUACGAGGCGUAUGGAGCCCGAGGUUUGCGUCUCUAUGGCCGAGAGGAAGCUCUGGCCAAAGGCCGCGAGUGCAACGAGUUCUUAAUCGAUCUGUUGAAUGCCGAAAGCAAGCCUCUCACCGGCUACUCCUACCAGAGGGUAGCGGGAGAGGUGGCGCCUCUCCACCUGACGCACCUGCAGAUGGAGCAUGUAUAG